This is a messenger RNA of Limanda limanda (common dab), 13485 nucleotides long. Its product is annotated as dynein axonemal heavy chain 11. Gene Ontology annotation, biological process: microtubule-based movement. The coding region runs from base 1 to 13485 and encodes 4494 amino acids. The transcript is spliced from 82 exons. Gene Ontology annotation, cellular component: dynein complex. The record is from RefSeq and is a predicted model, not a curated record. Lineage: Eukaryota; Metazoa; Chordata; Actinopteri; Pleuronectiformes; Pleuronectidae. Gene Ontology annotation, molecular function: ATP hydrolysis activity; dynein intermediate chain binding; ATP binding.
AUGUCCGACGAAGAGAGUGAGCCCAGUUUCCUCGAAGACGUCAGGGUGAAGUUUGUGGAGGAGAAAGUUCGUGUCUUCCUGCGGCUGCACCGCCACACAUGGCCGAAGACAGCUGUCAACGAGGAGUUUCAAACUCUGCUCACACACUUCUUCGAAAAGGAGCCUGUUUUAUUUUUCUCCUCGUCGAAAACAGGUGGUCUGGUUGCUUCUAAAGAGGCCUCAUCUGAUGGUCAGAACAAGAAGAUCUAUUUCCUGAAGAAGAGAUGUGAGCCUGUCAGCUGUGAGAACUACAGGGAGCUGCUGCUGUUCGGCCUCCUGUCUCCAUCACCACUUCUGCAGCUGUCAACCAUCGUCGAGCAGGUAUGCAUCCCACUGCUGUCAAACAAAAACAACCAUCAGAAGUGGCCAAAUGUGAUGUCUGAAGAUAUCAUUCGACAUGUGGAGAGCGUGUGCAGUACGACAUCAGUCUUACGAGGACAGGUCUCAGGGAGAACUGUCCUCCCUCUCCCAACUGCAACAGACUGGAUGGAAAAUUCAAACAGCUCCAUCAAAAUGCUCAACUAUGACCGGGCAGUGGCCCACACAUUAGAAACCCAGGUCAUCAACUGGAGCAAUCUAAUCCAGAAGGUUUUAAAGGAGGAUUCAUCAGAUCUACUUAAGACUGGCAGUAAACCAGGUCCCAGUGUAGAGCUGAAGUUUUGGGCAUCCAGGGAGAACAAUAUACAGAAUAUUUAUCAUCAGCUCCAGAGCCCCAUUGUUCAAAAGAUGGCAAAGGUGUUAGAGAUGAUGGACAGCAGCUAUCAUCCAGCAAUCAAGAUUCUAGUUGGAAAUGUCUCUGAUGCACUACAAGAAGCGCAGGACAUUAACAUCUAUCUACAGCCACUACAUGCACAUCUCUCUAAGCUGGAAAAGGAAGGAUUUCCCCAGUUGAAAAAAUCCAUUCCUGUACUGUUUCACACUCUAUUCCUUAUCUGGACCAACUGCCAGUCCUAUCGAAGGCCGAAACGCAUUGUGGUGUUACUGCAGGAACUUUGCAAUCUACUUAUUGAACUGGCGUCCACAUACCUCUCAGCAGAUCUGCUGCUCAGAGAGGACCCAUUGGAAAGCCUACAGAUGGUAAAGAGAGUAAUAUUAGUCUUCAGGUGUUUCAGAGACAGUUACCAGACCCAGAGGGAGAGGUUGGCCAACCAUGUGAAACAUGCACCCUGGGAUUUCCCAUCUGCCAUGAUUUUUGCACGUUUCAAGCAGUUCCUUGAUCGUAUGCUACAACUGGAGGGCUUGUUUCAAAUCACGCUGGACUUUCAGAGGAUGGAAAAGCUGGAAUUUGGUGGACCUCAGGCGAAACUCUACAGUGAGCAAGUGGCUCAGAUGUAUAAAGACUUCUGUAACCGCUGCCAAAUGUUGAAGCACAGUGAAAACAGCCCACUCGACUUAAACUCUCAGGGUUUUGAAAACGAGUACAAGGAUUUCAAAGAGUGGACUGUGGACUUUGAAUGCCACCUUGCCAGCCUUCUGAAUUUGGCUUUUAAGGAUUAUUCAGGACUGGAAUCUGCCUCAAAACUGCUAACUGUUAUUGGACCCUUCCUGGAGAGAAGACAAGUGAGACAGAUAUUCAGCCCUAACUUCCUUGCGCUGCAGCAAUAUUUCAGAGAAGAGCUGGAGAAAUGUAAAAGCCUGUUUAAAUCCAAGAUCGAUCAGAUGGAGAGUGGUCUGACCAAGAACAUGGCUCACACAUCUGAUGCUUUGAAGUGGGCAAGAAUGCUCAGAGAACGUAUUCAAACACCAUGGGAAAAAAUCAAAUCGCUAUUUGAUAUGCCUGCAGGAGGCGUGGAGAUGGUGAGCGUGGAGAUGGUGAAGGAGAACAACAUGUACAUGGAGAUGUUGCGUCUCCUGGACCAUUACGAGGAGGACGUUUACUCUGACUGGUGUGAUGGUUUGGAACAGACCUGCUUGAUGAACCUCAACCAGCCUCUUCUCUCCAGAAAUGCCUCAUCUGGCCUGGUCUCAGUCAACUUCAAUCCAAAGCUGACUGAAGUCUUGAAAGAUGUGAAAUAUAUUCAGAGUCUCAGUAAGAUCCAAAUCCCUGCAGCUGCAACGACUGUUUUCGAUAAGCGUGACAUGUUAACAAAGUAUGUGAGCAGUCUGCAGCUGUUGGUACAAUGGUACAACCAGCUCAAGCAGACGGUGCUAGAGGUCGAACUUCCUCUUGUUCGUGCUGAGCUGGAAUCUGUAGACCUGCAGUUGACAAGAGCGGAGAUUGACCUGACAUGGCAGGAUCUGGACAGCGGGAGCUUCAUCAGCACCACCAAAGACCUGGUCCAAGACCUUGUAUGUCGAGUCAGCAGAGCAAAGGAGAACUGUGAAGCCAUUCAGUCACUGAUGAAAGGAUGGAGUAAACAAGUCCUGUUUCACAGGAAGGACAACAAGAGAGGUUCACUCAUACAGUUGGAGGACAGAGGAGAGCGCAUCAACAGGAAGUUCAACGGCUUGAAGAAGGACGGAGAUUGGAUCCACAAGCUUGUGCAGGAGAACAUGGUUCUUUUCCGCGCUGACCCUGCUUCAGAAGCGUGGCAGUCGUACCUGGAGUACGUGGAUGAGAUGGUGGUGGAGGGGCUCUUCAGCUACAUCAGCCUCUCUCUUCAGUUCUUUGUGGACAACAUGGAGUCGUGGCCAAAACUGGCGCCUCUGUUCGCGUCUCAGUUGAUGCUGAGUGGCUCAGGGUUGGUCUUCCUCCCCUCACUGGAGCGAGAAGCAGGGGACGGCCUCUAUGAGCUGAUAGAGGGACUGGUCGGAGACAUAUUCAAGACGUCAGUGAAUAUCAACAGAGUGGCUGCUCACCUGAGCACGGAGUCCUACCAGGAUGUAAUGGAUGACAUGCUAGAUCUGUUGGACCUGAGGCAUGAAAUAAUGGAGCGAGUGCAGAACGUUCUGAAGAAAGCCAUAAACUACCAAGAAAAAUUUGACUGCUACACUCAUCUGUGGCAAGAUGACAGGGCUGAGUUUCUCAGCCAGUUUCUCCUGUAUGGACGUGCACUCACUGCUGAGGAGCUGGAGGCUCACAGAGCAGGGGUUCUCCCUGAGAGUCCGCCUACGAUUGAUAACUUCAAAGAGCAGAUUGACUAUUUUGAGGAUCUCUAUACUGAAAUUUCCAAGCUGGAAGAUUUCAGUGUUUUCAACGGAUGGUUUAGGGUGGACAUCAAGUUUUUCAAAGUCAGCCUCCUUAACGUUGCGAUGAAGUGGAGCUGGCUGUUCAAAGAGCACCUCCUGACUUAUGUGACAAACAGUCUUGAUGAGCUGCAGAUGUUUGUCCGAGCCACUGUUGAAGGGCUGAACCAUCCUGUAGCUAAAGGAGACCAGCACAACUUGACAGAACUUAUGAGUCACCUGCUGGCAGUGAGAGACAGACAAACAGCCACUGACAAGAUGUUUGAGCCUCUUAGAGACACAAUAAUCCUCCUGGAACGAUACGGAGUGACCGUAACAGACCAGGUCUACUCUCAGAUGGAGGAACUCCCUGAGAAAUGGUGUGCAGCUAAAAAACUGGCCUUAAUAGUGAGACAUGAAGUGGCACCCAUGCAGAAUACAGAGGUGAUGGUGUUACGGAGACGAUGCAUGGCGUUUGAGGUGAAACAAACCAAAUUCCGGGAGAUGUUCGGAGCAACUGCGCCCUUCACUUACAAUGCACUGCAUCCCUACGUCAGUAUGGAGAAAUCGGAAAAAGCCAUUCAAAGCAUGGAGAAAGAAGUAGCUGAACUUCAGGAGUCCACAAAUCUGUUUGAUGUGACCAUUCCUGAGUACAGAGACAUCAAGCUCUGCAGAAAAGAGACCGUCGUCCUCAAAGAACUGUGGGACAUUGUUGUAUUUGUGCAGAGCAGCGUGAAAAACUGGACAAUGACCAAAUGGAGGCAGAUAAACGUGGACCAGAUGGAUGCAGAGUUGGGGAGGUUUGCCAAGGACAUGCGGAAGCUUGACAAGGAGGCCCGUGUGUGGGAUGUGUAUUCUGGGUUGGACCUUUAUGUAAAGAACCUGUUGACGUCACUGCGGGCCGUCAGUCAUCUUCAGAACCUGGCAAUACGAGAGCGUCACUGGGCGCAGCUUGUUCGAACCACAAAGAUGGACAUCACUGUUACCGACAGUACCACCUUGGACGACCUCCUGGCCCUGAAACUCCAUUUGUUCGAAGACGAAGUUCGCAACAUAGUGGAUAAGGCAGUCAAAGAAAUGACCAUAGAGAAGGUUGUAACAGAAAUCAGAGAAACGUGGGCGUCAAUGGAGCUUUCAUAUGAAGAUCAUUUCCAGACCUCUGUGCCACUUCUUAAAUGUGAUGAGGAUCUUAUCGAAGCUCUUGAGGAUCAUCAGGUUCAGCUACAGGGCGUCUCUCAGAGCAAACACAUAGAUCACUUCCUGAUCCAGGUGCUGGAACUACAGAAGCAGCUGACUGUGGCUGACUCUGUGCUGUUGGUCUGGAUGGAGGUGCAAAGGACAUGGGCUUACCUGGAAAGCAUCUUUAAAGGCUGUGAUGACAUCUGCCAACAGCUGCCUGCAGACGCACACAGGUUCCAAGCUAUAGAUGAAGAAUUCAAGGAACUAAUGUUGGACAGUGCCAAGACCAAAAAUGUCAUAGAGGCCACCAACAAACUUCAUCUCUUUGAGAAGUUAGAAGAUCUACAAAAAAGGCUGGCUCUGUGUGAAAAGGCUCUUGCUGAAUACCUGGAGACAAAGAGACUUGCGUUUCCACGAUUCUACUUCAUUUCUUCUGCAGAUUUGUUGGACAUCCUUUCUAAAGGGAGUCGCCCAAAACAGGUAACUGUCCACCUCUCAAAACUGUUUGACAACUUGUCAGAUCUGGAAUUUGCAGAACAUGAACCGGUGGACAAUCCUAAACUUGCGGUGGGCAUGUACAGCAAAGAGAGGGAACAUGUCCCAUUCCAGACUGAAUGCUGCUGUUUUGGCCCAGUGGAGGCAUGGCUGGCCUGUCUUGAAGAGUCUAUGAAGGAGUGCGUCAGGGGUCACCUAUCGGAGGCUGUGUCCACGUAUGAGGAUAAGCCCAGAGAGCAGUGGAUUCUGGACCUCCCCGCCCAAGUGGCUCUGACUGGAUCUCAGAUCUGGUGGAGCAACGAUAUGGAGCUGGUGUUUAAAAGACUGGAGGAAGGUUACGAAUCUGCACUAAAAGAGUACAACAAGAAGCAGAUUUCUCAACUGAACUCACUGAUCAGCAUGCUACUGGGAGAGCUGAGCCCGGGCGACAGACAGAAGAUCAUGACUAUAUGCACCAUUGACGUCCAUGCUAGAGACGUUGUUACAAGCCUCAUCGCGCAAAAGAUCACCACCUCACAAGCCUUCCAGUGGCUUUCCCAGCUCCGACAAAGCUGGAAUGAGCAGCAGCGCCACUGCUAUGUUAACAUCUGUGAUGCUCAGUUCCUUUACUCUUAUGAGUACCUCGGAAACACUCCACGUUUAGUCAUCACUCCCCUCACAGACCGCUGCUACAUUACAUUGACUCAGUCACUCCACCUGACUAUGAGUGGGGCCCCAGCAGGUCCUGCUGGAACCGGGAAAACUGAGACCACUAAGGAUCUCGGCAGAGCCUUGGGCAUCAUGGUCUACAUCUUCAACUGUUCUGAGCAGAUGGACUACAAGUCAAUCGGAAAUAUCUACAAGGGUCUGGCUCAGACUGGAGCAUGGGGCUGCUUUGAUGAGUUCAAUCGUAUCGCCGUGGAUGUUCUGUCAGUUGUUGCAGUGCAAGUCAAAACAAUACAGGACGCCAUUCGCUCCAAAAAGAAAAGGUUCCUUUUCCUUGAAAAGGAAAUUGACUUAAAGCCCUCUGUGGGGAUUUUUAUCACGAUGAACCCUGGGUAUGCAGGAAGGACAGAGCUGCCUGAGAACCUCAAGGCUCUUUUCAGACCCUGUGCCAUGGUGGUGCCCGACACUGAGCUUAUUUGUGAGAUAAUGUUGGUGGCAGAAGGCUUCCGAGGUGCUAAGCUUCUAGCCAGGAAGUUUAUCAGUCUGUAUACUCUCUGCAAAGAACUGCUCUCCAAGCAGGACCACUAUGAUUGGGGUUUGCGCGCUGUCAAGUCUGUUCUGCUUGUGGCAGGGACACUGAGAAGAAGAGACAAGACAAGACCAGAGGAUCAGGUGCUGAUGCGUGCUCUGAGGGACUUCAACAUGCCUAAAAUUGUGACUGAGGAUGUGACCAUCUUCAUGGGACUGCUGGGAGACCUGUUCCCAGGCCUAGAGGUGGAGAGAGAGAGAAGCUGUGAAUUUGAAAAGGCAAUCCGGAAGACCACACUGGAGCUGCGACUUCAGCCCGAGGAACCAUUCAUCCUUAAGGUGGUGCAGUUGGAGGAACUCAUGUCUGUGCGUCAUUCUGUCUUUGUUGUUGGAAAUGCAGGAACUGGGAAAAGCCAGAUAUUGAGAGUUCUCCAUAAAACCUAUGUAAACUUGAAGCGGAGGCCUGUUUGGAAUGACCUCAAUCCUAAGGCAGUAGACAGAGAUGAAUUGUUUGGCUUCAUCCAUCCUGCAACCCGAGAGUGGAAAGAUGGUCUGCUUUCAUCACUGAUGCGAGAGCAGGCCAACAUCUCCCACCGAGGACCUAAGUGGAUUGUGUUGGAUGGAGACAUUGAUCCGAUGUGGAUUGAAUCACUCAACACGGUGAUGGAUGACAACAAGGUCCUGACUCUGGCCAGUAAUGAACGUGUGCCUCUAACCACUUCCAUGCGACUGGUGUUUGAAAUCAGUCAUCUUAGAACAGCCACUCCUGCCACUGUGUCCAGAGCAGGAAUCCUUUAUGUGAACCAGCAGGACCUGGGCUGGAAUCCGUAUGUUGCCAGCUGGAUUGACCAAAGAGAACGGCAGACAGAAAGAGCCCACCUCACCAUUCUCUUUGAGAAAUAUGUUCCUCGUUGUCUAGACAAAAUGAGAAACACAUUUAAGACCAUCACUCCAAUCCCAGAGAACUCUAUGGUGCAGACACUCUGUGCUUUGCUUGACUGCCUUCUAACACCAGGGAAUAUUCCAUCGGACUCUCCACGUGAGCUCUAUGAGACCUACUUCACCUUUGCCUGUAUCUGGGCUUUUGGUGGGGCCAUGUAUCAUGAUCAGCUCUGUGAUUAUCGGGUCGAGUUCAGUCAGUGGUGGACCAAAGAAAUGAAGACGGUGAAGCUGCCAGCACAAGGGACGGUGUUUGACUACCACCUUGACCGUCAGACCAGACGCUUCCUACCCUGGAGUGAUACUGUGCCGCCGUUUGAAAUGGAAACUUGUACGCCAUUACAGGCUGUUCUGGUACACACAGCAGAGACUGUGCGUCUCCGCUACUUCAUGGACUUGUUGCUGGAGAGGAGACAGCCGCUGAUGCUCGUUGGCAAUGCAGGAGUGGGGAAGACUGCAGUUGUCAGGAACAAGUUAGACUGUCUGCCCGAGAAUUACAUGACCACAAAAGUACCUUUCAACUACUACACAACCUCCCUCAUGCUGCAGGGGAUCUUGGAGCAACCGUUAGAGAAAAAGGCAGGUAGAAGUUACUCCCCUGUUGGCAACCGAAGGCUUAUAUACUUUAUAGAUGACAUGAACAUGCCAGCUGUUGACGGUUAUGGAACAGUGCAGCCUCAUACACUUAUACGACAACAUCUGGAUUAUGGGCACUGGUAUGACAGACAGAAACUGACCCUAAAAGAAAUACACAACACCCAGUAUGUUGCCUGUAUGAAUCCAACCGCUGGGAGCUUCAAAAUCAACCCCAGACUACAGAGACAUUUCUCAGUGUUUGCAGUGAAUUUUCCUUCAGCUGAAACUCAGAUGUCCAUCUUCAGUCAGAUCCUCUGCAGCCACCUGAACCAGCAGCUUUUCAGUCCGCUGGUUCAGAAGAGCGCCCCGACUGUGGUCCAAGCUGCCAUAGCUCUUCAUCACAGGAUGGUUCACAGCUUUCUGCCCACCGCUAUCAAAUUUCACUACACAUUCAAUCUACGAGAGCUGUCCAAUGUCUUUCAGGGAAUUCUCUUCGCUGGACCUGAAUGUGUGAGGGACAGCACCGACCUGGCGCGGCUGUGGCUCCACGAGUCGUGCAGAGUUUACUCGGACAGACUCGUAGAUGACAAGGACCUGCAGCUCUUCAGGAAGCUCCAGAUGGAGACUGUGCAUGAAUGCUUUGAGGGACUGGAGGACAAAACGGUGACAAAGGAGCCUCUCCUGUAUUGCCACUUCUCCCAGAUGAGUGAGGAAGCCUUUUAUGCUCCUGUUGCAGACUGGUCUGUGCUCAAGUCCGUCCUCACUGAUGCACUGGAGAACUACAAUGAGCUUAAUGCAGCAAUGAAUCUGGUGCUGUUUGAAGAUGCAAUGCAGCAUGUCUGUCGCAUCAGUCGCAUCCUGGAGUCUCCGAGGGGUCACGGCUUACUGGUCGGGGUCGGGGGCAGUGGGAAGCAGAGCUUGACUCGUCUGGCUGCCUACAUGUCCUCUGUGGACGUCUUCCAAAUCACUCUCAGUAAAGGUUAUGGCAUCCAGCACCUCAAGAUGGAUCUGGCCGGUUUGUUCCUGAAGACCGGAGUGAAGAACCAGCGUGUGGCUCUGCUCCUGACUGAUGCACAGAUACCUGAUGAGCGUUUCCUGGUCAUAAUUAAUGACUUACUGGCCUCAGGUCAGAGACAAACUCCAGCACAGUUGUGCUGCUUUGCUGUCGCUUUGACAUCAGAGGGACCACUGAUUGUGAUUAUUAAUACAUUUUUCCUUUCAGGAGAAAUCCCUGAGCUCUUCAGCGAGGAUGAAAUUGAAAGUAUUGUGUCGGGUGUGAGAGCUGAGGUCCGAGCCCUCGGACUGCUGGACAACAGAGAGAACUGCUGGAGGUUUUUUACUGAUCGGGUCCGACUACAGCUCAAGGUGGUAUUGUGUUUGUCUCCCGUCGGCAAUGUCCUUCGUGUUAGAGCCCGUCGGUUCCCGGCCCUCGUCCAAUGCACCACCAUCGACUGGUUCCACCCUUGGACCACUGAUGCUCUACAGUCGGUCAGCCACAGGUUCAUCCAAGAGAUUGGAGGCAUUGAGCCUGCCGUCCAGGAAUCCAUCAGUCUUUUCAUGGCCUACGUUCACACUAGUGUCAACCAGGCAAGUGAAAAAUACCAGCGCAAUGAGAAGAGGUACAAUUACACCACCCCCAAGAGUUUUCUCCAGCAAAUCACCCUGUACAGAAACCUUCUGGAGAAGAGCCGCGCUCAGCUCCAGCACAAGAUGAACCGGCUUGACAGCGGCCUUCAAAAACUCCAAACCACUGCUGCUCAGGUUGAGGAUCUCCAAGCAAAAUUGGCGUCGCAAGAAGCCGAAUUGACCUUAAAGAACCAGAACAUUGAAGCUCUCCUUGCAAAGAUUGGACUGCAGGCUGAGAGGGUUAGAAACAAGAGAGAGGCUGCAGAUGUGGAGGCACAGAAGGUUUCUGUAAUCCAGGCAGAAGUAUCAGUCAAACAGAAGGACUGUGAAAACGACCUCGCCAAAGCAGAGCCAUCGCUUACGGCAGCCACGACAGCACUGGACACCCUCAACAAGAUGAAUCUCACCGAGCUGAAGGCCUUUCCAAACCCUUCAGUGGCAGUGAUCAAUGUGGCAGCAGCUGUGAUGGUUCUGCUGGCUCCCCGCGGUCGAGUGCCUAAGGAUCGGAGCUGGAAGGCGGCGCGGGCCUUCAUGGGCAAGGUGGAUGAUUUCCUGCAGGCCCUGGUGUCAUACGACAAGGAGCACAUCCCUGACUCCUGUUUGACUGUGGUGAAAAAAGAGUAUCUGAGAAAACCUGAAUUUAACCCUGAUCUAGUUCGGACCAAAUCUACAGCUGCAGCUGGUCUCUGUGCCUGGACUAUUAACAUUGUCAAAUACUAUGAGAUUUAUUGCGAGGUCAUUCCAAAGAGACAGGCAUUAUCACAAGCAAAUGCAGAGCUAGAGACAGCAACAGCCAAACUGUUGUCAGUUCAAAAGAAACUGGAGGAUCUUGAUGCCAACGUUCAGAGCCUAACAGCACAGUUUGAAAGGGCUACAGCUGAGAAAAUCAGUUGUCAGGAGGAGGUGGCUCGCACCAACCAGACCAUAGAGCUCGCCAAUCGACUGGUCAAGGGCUUGGAGUCAGAGAAGGAGCGAUGGUCCCAAGCAAUUGUUCAGUAUGAAAAGCAGCAGAAAACCCUGUGUGGUGACGUCCUCCUCACAACAGCAUUUGUGUCUUACAUGGGAUAUUUCACCAGGCAGUAUCGUGUGGAGCUUCUGAACAGUUCAUGGAUCCCCUUCCUUCAGUCUCAAAAGGUCUCCGUACCCCUGACAGACGGCCUGGAUCCUGUCCUCAUGCUUACAGAUGAUGCCACCGUGGCUGCCUGGCAUAACCAGGGCCUGCCAAAUGAUCGGAUGUCCACCGAGAACGCUGCCAUCCUGAGCACCAGUGAGCGUUGGCCACUCAUCAUUGACCCACAGCAGCAGGGCAUCAAGUGGAUCAGAAAGCGGCUAGGGUCAGAGCUGAGGGUGGUGCAGCUGGGACAGAAGGGAUAUCUAGAUGUGAUAGAACGAGCCCUGACUUGUGGCGAAACAGUUCUGAUAGAGAAUCUGCCAGAAAAGGUAGAUCCCCUCCUGGAGCCGCUGCUGGGCAGAAAUACGAUCAACAGAGGAAGGUACAUUCAAAUUGGGGGAAAGUUAUGUGAAUACAACAGUAACUUCCAGCUCAUACUGCACACCAAGUUGGCCAAUCCCCAUUUCCCACCUGAGCUCCAGGCCCAGACCACCCUCAUUAACUUCACAGUGACCCCUGUGGGGCUGGAGGAACAGCUGCUGGGACAGGUGGUGUCCCGGGAAAGGCCCGACCUGGAGGCCCUUAAGAUGGAGCUGACCACACAACAGAACCACUUCAAGAUUGAGCUGAAGAGGUUGGAGGACGACCUGUUGAGUUGCCUCUCUGCGGCCUGCGGUAAUUUCCUCGGUGAUAUUUCUCUCGUGGAGCAGCUUGAGAACACCAAGACCACAGCCGCUCACAUUCAGUACAAGGUGGUGGAGGCCAGAGAGAACGAGACAAAGAUCAACGAGGCUCGAGAACUCUACCGCCCCGCAGCUGAGACAGCGUCACUCCUCUUCUUCAUCAUCAGUGACCUCAGCAAGAUUAACCCCAUGUACCAGUAUUCUCUCAAGACCUUUAACUCGGUGUUUAACAAAGCGAUGGAGCGUGCAGAAUGGGACGAGGAUGUGAGGACCAGAGUGCACACCCUCGCAGAGGCCAUCACCUAUUAUGUAUUCCUGUACACCUGCCAGGGCCUGUUUGAGAGAGACAAGUUAACCUUCUUGUCACACACCGCCUUCCAGAUUCUAUUAAAACAAGACCUGAUUGACGCUGAGGAAUUUGACUUCCUGCUCCGUUUUCCUGGUGAAGCGAGCAAACAUAGUCCUGUGCCCUUCCUCUCUCCAUAUAGCUGGGGAGCCAUUAAGACAAUAUCUACAAUGGAGAACUUCAGUGGACUGGACAGAGACAUGGAGAGUUCACCGAAGCGCUGGAGGAAGGUUGUUGAAUCCAGUUGUCCAGAAAAGGAAAGACUUCCCCAGGACUGGAAGAACAAGAGCUCGCUGCAGAAGCUCAUUAUCCUGCGAGCGCUUCGCCCCGACAGGAUGACCUAUUCUCUGAGGAACUUUGUGGAGGAGAACCUGGGAACAAAGUACGUGGAUGCUGCCAGGAUGGAAUUUGAAAAGUUGUUUGAGGAAAGUGGCCCUUCCACCCCUGUGUUCUUCAUCCUCUCACCUGGAGUGGAUCCACUCAAAGACGUAGAGAAACUAGGUUUGAAGCUUGGAUUUUCCAUCGACCAGGGCACUUUGCACAAUGUGUCUCUGGGACAGGGGCAGGAGGAGGUGGCUGAGAAGGCUCUGAGGAACGCUUCUGAACUGGGCCACUGGGUCAUUCUGCAGAACGUCCACCUCGUGGCUUGCUGGCUGCCCUCUCUAGAUUCUCUUCUGGAGACAGCAGCGGUCGACAGUCACCUCAACUACAGAGUUUUCAUCACCGGGGAACCAGCAUCAAGUCCAGAGAAGCACGUGAUCCCCAGAGGAAUACUGGAGGACGCCAUCAAAAUCACCAAUGAGCCACCCACUGGCAUGAAUGCCAGUCUGCACGCAGCCCUCAACAACUUCAAUCAGGACACUUUGGAUCUGUGUUCACGGGAACAGGAGUUCAACUCGAUGUUUUUCUCCCUCUGCUUUUUUCACGCUUGUGUCACAGAGCGCCGUAAAUUUGGUUCCCAAGGGUGGAACCAUAACUACCCCAUCAGCACCGGAGACCUCACUAUCUCAGCAAACAUCUUGUACAACUACUUAGAAGCCAACAGCAAAGUGCCAUGGGAGGACUUGUGUUUCCUGUUCGGAGAGAUCAUGUAUGGAGGACACAUCACCGACGACUGGGACAGAAGACUGUGCAAAACCUACCUGCAAGAAUUCAUGCAUCCGAAAAUGUUUGAAGGGGAGCUCUUUCUGUGCCCUGGGUUCCUGGCCCCUCCGUUCCUGGACUACACUGGUUACCACAGUUACAUUGACGAGCAUCUCCCCUCUGAGAAUCCCACUCUGUACGGUCUCCAUCCAAACGCUGAGCUGGACUGCCUGACUGUCACCUCAGACAACCUCCUCAGGACUCUGCUGGAACUGCAGCCGCAGGACUCCUCCAGAGGAGAGGGGGCGGCUCAGAGCUCAGAGGAGAGGGUCAAGUCUGUCAUCGAGGACCUUCUGGAGAGGCUUCCAGACGAGUACAACAUGGCAGAGAUGCUCACGAAGGCGACAGAGCGAAGCCCCUACGUUUUAGUGUGUCUCCAGGAGUGUGAGAGAAUGAAUCUCCUGCUCGCAGAAAUAAGGAAAUCCCUCAUCGAGCUGGAUCUUGGUCUGAAGGGAGACCUCACGAUCUCUUCCAGUAUGGAGACUCUGCAGUCGUCCCUGUUCUGUGAUUCGGUCCCAGACUCUUGGGCACGACUGGCUUAUCCCUCCACUAAAACACUUGCACAAUGGUUCGGGGAUUUGAUGAUCAGCUGCCGUGAGCUGGACACUUGGACUCAGGACUUUGUUUUCCCGUCAGUGGUUUGGCUCCCAGGUCUCUUCAACCCUCAGUCCUUUCUCACAGCUGUGCUGCAGAGCAUCGCACGUAAGAACCAGUGGCCUCUGGAUAAAAUGUCUCUGACUGUGGAUGUGACAAAAAAGACCAAAGACGACUUUGGACAUCCUCCGCGGGAGGGAGCCUACAUCCACGGACUCUUCAUGGAAGGAGCACGCUGGGACACUCAGGCCGGAAUCAUCUCCGAGGCGGUUUUGAGGGAUCUGAGUCCAGCCAUGCCAGUGCUGUACGUCCGAGCUGUGCCCGCGGAGGAGCAGGAACUGGAAGGUACUUACGAGUGUCCGGUGUACCGCACUAAGCAGCGUGGCUCCACGUACGUUUGGACGCUCCCCCUCCGAACCAAACAGCCUCCUGCUAAAUGGAUUGUUGCCGGCGUGGCUCUGCUGCUUUCUGUGUGA